Molecule: messenger RNA, 3246 nt
Organism: Schistocerca serialis cubense
Lineage: Eukaryota; Metazoa; Arthropoda; Insecta; Orthoptera; Acrididae
Product: S-phase kinase-associated protein 2-like
Exons: 11
Coding region: 260-1873 (537 amino acids)
Biological process (GO): SCF-dependent proteasomal ubiquitin-dependent protein catabolic process
Cellular component (GO): SCF ubiquitin ligase complex
Molecular function (GO): protein binding
Source: RefSeq, a predicted model, not a curated record
UUAAUGUAGUAUCUUUGACAAACGCUUUGGUUUGUCAUAUACAGGAAGUUAUCGAUGGAUGAUAAAAUUAAAUAGCCAGCUGUUGAUGGCCGUAGGGCGGUUGAACAUGUUGAGAAUGUUAUUAAGGCUAAUGGAGCGAAACAUUCAUCUACAGAAAACUUGUGUGUGAGGGGUGCAGCUUAUCAGCGAACUUGUGCUGAUAUUUCUAUGCAUAUACUAUUUCAAUAUUUUAUGAAGAGAGAAAACCACUUCCAACAAAAUGAAGACUGCAAAAAGAAUGGUGAAAGUGACAUCGUCGCGUCUGGUUAGAGGACGAAGAGCGAAGUUACUGGCAAUCAGAUCAUUGGAAAGUAAAGUAACAUGUGUCGAAAAGAGAAAAGUUGAGCCUCCUGUGAACAAAGAUGAUGUGCACAAUGUGACAAUUAAUGACUUACCAGAUGAGCUGCUUCUCAAUGUUAUGAAGUUCCUGUCAGUGGAGGAGCUGCUGAUAGCUCAAGAGGUAUGCCACCGCUGGGAGCAGCUGACUUAUGGACCAAGUGUUUGGUUGAACAAGAGUUUUGUUGUUUGGCAUGGGCGUCACGCUGUACCUUUGGCACGAGGUGACAGAAUUGGGAGGUACUGCAGUGUGGAAACAUCACUCACAUCUUGGUCAAAAGCUGACAUCUUUCUGAGAACUCAGUCACCAAAGUACCUGAAUAAAAUUUUAAAAAGGAUGCCUCAUCUACGUGUAUGUGCCUUGCCAUUUGAAAGGCAAGCAAUUGAAGCUCUGUCCACCUAUUGUCAGAACAUUACAAAGCUGGAGAUUAUUACCUGCUCUGAAGUUGACACCAUAACUCUGACAAACUUAGUGGAGCGAUGUCCCCUGAUUGAAGUCCUGAAAUUGCCUGUGAGCUUCAUGACAACUGAGUGCUUGGCAGAACUGAUCGCACAUUUGAAAUAUCUUCAGGCACUCAGUCUCCAUGUGGACAUCAGCAAUUGGUAUUCACAGCCUGUGGUCCUGCAGCCCUUAGCAAGAAACUGCAGCCGGCUUUGCAAGCUUAAUCUGUGGUGCUUCACCCUUUCUGACAUUGGAUAUUUAUUUAAAGCACAGCCACCUUUGGAAGAACUGUCCCUUCGCUGGACAACUGAAGAAAAGAGGUGUGUACUCCCAGACCUACUUGCCUGCUGGAAAUCGGUUAAAUUUCUUCAACUGCAAGAGUAUAAUGUGAGACACGAGGAGAGUUUUCAAGCAUUCCGUUCACUCGGGGAGCUCAGCAGACUGAAUUGGCUAGAGAUACAGUGUGUGAAAGAGUGCCCAGAAGGAGCUAUUGGGGAGGCAUUUAGGUAUGGAGGUCUUUCGCAACUGCAGCAUGUUGACUUGUCAAACAGCUGGGCAUUAGAUGAUAUUGGUCUAAUUUCCUUGAUUCAUGGAUGCCCACAAGUACGAUGGCUUCGGCUGUUUGGUUGUUAUGGGCUAACAGAUGAAGCAUUCAAGGACAUUUACAAACUUGUGCAUUUGAAAAGGUUGAAUAUCUCUCGAUGUGUGGGAUUAGGUUCAGCAGCCAUGUUUUUCAUUGCCCGUGUUCCAAAGCUGCGUACACUCUGGGUUGAGUACACAGACUUCAGGCGUUUACGUCCUGGAAUAAAAUGCAUAAUUGACCUACCAGAGUUGCGGCACCUCCACAUGGGAAUGACCACAAAUCUACAAUAUGUACCAUUUGAUUCCUUCCCAGAGAAUCUUUCAAAUCUCAAGUCACUGGAUGUACAAUGCUCGAAAUUUGAUGCUGCGGUAAUGGAAAAUUUGAAGAAACGGAUGCCAUCCCUAAAAGUUCAUGUUACUCAGUUCCAGUACCAAGACAUAAACAGUGCAGAUACAAGUGAUGAUGAAGUUUAGUACACACUAUUUUGGAGUUACAUUUUUUAAUCAUAUUUGUACUUCAUAGUGAUGUUUAGAGGGAAAUUGUACAUACUUUUAACUGUGAUUGAUAUAUCACUACUUCUGGUGCUGCAAGAUUAUUGUGCAAUUGUUUUGUAUCUAGUCAUUUGUUAUUCUGGAGUUCUCAUUUAGUUUGUAGUAUAUUUUAUGCUCUCAUGUAAGGCAGCGUUGGACAUUUUAGUUAUAAAUCAAACAGAUUCUGAUACAUAGUAUAUUUGUUUAUGAAAAAUCAGAAAUUAUUGCCACAGCUACAGUCCUGACACCUACGAGCAACUGAAGGCAGUACUGCACAAUCUGGGAUAUCAGUAAUUGCUGGGACUAUAAAUGUUGUGCAAAUUAGUAUUUUUCUCAUAUACCCUCUAUUUGCUGUGAGUUGAUGGAUGUCCACAUUAUAGUGGAAAUGUGCAGUCUGUGAGAACCAGUCCUUUUAUUUGACACUGUCAGGGAAGAAUGAUUAUUAAUUGACAGUGUAGGCUGAUGCCUGUAAUACACACAAUCCCAACCACAACCACAAACUGUGACUAAUUACUCAGAUAAGGGGCUGCAAGAAAAACUUCCACUUCCCCUGACAGUGAUCCGUUGGAUUCUAAAUCGCACAGCUAAGAACACUGUAAAGAUUUCGUACACCUAAAUGCCAUGGCCCAGAGGUUCCUAGCUUGUGAGCCAAUCAGAAACUAAUACAUUGCAUUACUCAUCAGUGUCAGAAUCUAACUUCUUUCCUUCAAAUAUCAAAUCAUUUGAGAGGAAUAACCUCCAUAUUUGUUGUGCUUGUUUUCCCUCUUUUCACAGUAUCACUGUUUUAAAACUUUCCUGUUUCAAUGGUAUGAAGAGGGAUAUAUGCAGUCAUUUGAAAUGUGUGCACAAAUAAUGGUGUAUGGCACAUUUUUCGGUUUCUAGGAAAUUGACAAAAACCGUUAUUUCCAGAAAAUUAUUGUAAAAUAAUAAUGUAAUUGCAGAUAUGUAUUGUGUGUGCAUACAAACUAUUGAAAAUACUUGGUUGUGCUUUUUAAAAUUGCAGUAAGCAUAGGUUUUAUGAAAAUAAGUGAAUAUUAAAAUGGAAAAACACAGUAUAGCAAUAGAUAUACAACAUUAUUCCAUAUCUGUCUUCUGCUGUAAUGAUAAGGUUGUCUUGAAUCCAAAGGUUGUAAGUAAGAAAAUUAUGACAAGAUACAAAAUAAUAUUUAUUGUAAACUGAUAACUUUGGUCUUAAAAAAAGUAAUAGAACAUUCCAGCCCAAGAUGCUGGCCAAAAGCUAUAUGCGAGUAUCUCUUAAUCGUGCCUGUCUGCAACUUGACAUGUCUUCUUUACAGUAAAUAGCAAUCUGUCUUUGC